Molecule: messenger RNA, 669 nt
Organism: Penicillium waksmanii
Lineage: Eukaryota; Fungi; Ascomycota; Eurotiomycetes; Eurotiales; Aspergillaceae
Exons: 1
Coding region: 1-669 (222 amino acids)
Source: RefSeq, a predicted model, not a curated record
AUGGAGAAGCGAACGCUUCAAUCUCCAGUACGCGACGGAUCCGCCUAUGUCACACAGCAGCUGACAACAGCUGACUUUAUGGACUACGAUUUCGCUUGGGUUCAAUCUGAUUUUGAAGCGCUCGAGGGGGAAGCUUUCAAAUCUGCAAUUGGAACGCUUUCCGGUUGUGUGGCUAUAGUUGUGGUAUCACGAAAGGGCAUUUUCAGAUCGCACAUCUGGGAAAAGCCCCUGAUUGGGCCCGAUGGAGACUUCUCCUCGCUAAGCUCAGACGCUUAUUUUCAAGAAAACUGUCUGAAUACCGUUCGUGAUGGUGGAAUUGAUUCGCCGAGUGUCAGCCGGUGGACCUCCGCUGAAUUAUCUGGUGAUAACAACGCUAAAGCUUUUAUCUUCAAACGCCUCAGCUCGGGUCACGAUCAAUAUGACCAAGGCUAUGAUGGCAAAGUAGACCAGAUUCAGACUCUAGUAAACCGGAUUACUGGCCUGACUGCGCAUGUCGUUGACUAUCAGAACCGUGUUAACAAUAUCGAUGACUUCGGAAUGUCGGAGAUGGGAAAGAUAUUCUUCGAAUACGACCCCCAAGCGGUAAAUGCCGGAGAGGAGGGUUGUGAGGAUUGGAGAGCUAGCUACAGGCUCUGGGUAGAGUCAGGUCUUGCCGGCAGUGAUGUAUAG